AUGGAAUACAAACAAGAAGUCAGAAACAAGGAUUUUUAUUUGAAAAAAGGAAGACGGACCGAAAAGGUAAUUAUUACACGACAAGUUAUAGUAUCCGUAUAACUGCAUUUAAUUAUCUGCGAGGUGUUUGCAGUUCGAUCACUACGAGAAACGUAAAGAAUUUCGGGAGUACCUGUACAGGACGGGAACUCUGGACAGGCUGACGGAGAUCAUGAUGGAUUUCUACGAAAAUCCCGUCUUGAAUUGGCCGAGUUUAGAGUAAAAGAAAUAUAAUAUAAGUUAUACCCAUACGUAGUACCUGUACAGACGUUUAGGAUGCUAUCCCUCCCCAAAAGGCCGUGGGCGCCAAAAGCGAAAACGCACAGUAGGGCGAAACAAAUACAUUUGAUUAUUUCAUACAUUUUCAGUAUCAUUUAUCAUAUAUUUUGAACGCUUACACGCUUUCGGCUUAGAGCCACCGUCGUAAUAUUGUUAUUAAGGUGGUUUUUUUUUUUCUUUUGUUUUUCCUAUUUUAUUCGAUUAUUUUUUAUCGGUUUUGAUACUCCGCAGAUACUUGCGAACGAAGCUGGUGGCCCAUAAUCCGGACGCAGAGGAAAUAAAAAAGCUACGUCCGAAACUCGAGGAAGUGAAAUCGUACAGAGAUUAUUUGGUAGAAGAAAACGCGCGUUUAAAAGAGAUUUUCAAGACAAGCAAUUACACAUUGUCGGAAGAUACGUCCGCGCACACGGAUGUAUAA
Molecule: messenger RNA, 736 nt
Organism: Cinara cedri
Lineage: Eukaryota; Metazoa; Arthropoda; Insecta; Hemiptera; Aphididae
Source: the annotation of a GenBank genome assembly